Anolis sagrei ordinatus is the source of this 1805-nucleotide messenger RNA. NCBI's taxonomy places the organism in Eukaryota, Metazoa, Chordata, Lepidosauria, Squamata, Anolidae. The record is from RefSeq and is a predicted model, not a curated record.
GCAACCACCAUGGCUUCUAGAGACCCUGUGAAGGAGCUCUGUGAGGAACUGGCCUGUCCCAUCUGCCUGGAGUAUUUCAAGGAGCCUGUGAUCAUCUCCUGUGGGCACAAUUUCUGCCAGUCCUGCCUGGAUCAGUGCUGGGAAGGGAAAGAGGCCUCCUGCCCACAAUGCAGGGAGAAAGUGCAGAAAGGAGACAUCAGGCCAAAUAGGCAGCUGGUGAACCUGGUAGAGAUAGCCAUGAAACUGGGAAGCCUGAAGGCAGAGGAAAAGGGAGGAAUUUGCCAGAGGCACCAGGAGCCCCUGAAGCUCUUCUGUAAGCACCACAAAACCCCCAUCUGUAUGGUGUGCGACAGGUCAAAGGAGCAUGAGAACCACAAGGUGAUUACUGUGGAUGAGGCAUCGAAAGAGUAUAAGGACCAAAUUUGGAAUUUGCUGAAGUCUCUGAAGGAGGAAAAAGAGAAAAUUCUGGCCUACAAAGCAAAUAAAGCAAAGGAAAUUGACCGUUGGUUGGAGAAAACCCAAAUGGGGAAGCAGAAGACUGUGGCUGCAUUCAGAGGUAUGCAUCAGUUUCUAGAAAAACAAGAGAGGUAUCUGCUGGCAAAAAUGGAAGAGGUGGAGAAGGAGAUUUGGGAGAAAAGGGAGGAACUUCUGGCCAGACUCUCCAAAGAGGUCUCUUCUCUUUCAAAUCUCAUCCAAGAGAUGGAGAAGAAGCAUCAGCAGCCGGCAAGUGAACUCCUCCAGGAUAUUGGAAGCGUCUUACAGGGAUAUCAGAAGAGAAAGAAACAUGAGACUCUGGUGGUUUUCCCUCCUGCCCUGAAAUGGAAGAUCUGGGACUUUCGUGAUAUAAAUCACUUUCUGGAGGGUGUCAUGAAGCAAUGCAGAGAUUCUCUGGAAUCUGGACUUCAGCAGCAAAAAGCACAUGUGACUCUGGAUCCAGACACAGCCCAUCCUUGUCUCAUCCUCUCGGAAGAUCGCAGACGUGUGACGUGUGGAGAGAAAAAGCAAGAUCGUCCUGACCAUCCUCAGAGAUUCAAUCUAUAUCCUUACCUGCUGGGCCGGGAGGGAUUUACAGGAGGCAGGCAUUUCUGGGAAGUCCUUGUGGAGAAUGGGGAAGAAUGGUCUGUGGGAGUUGCCCGGAAGUCUGUGCAGAGAAAGGGUUCCAUCUCCUGUGGCCCUGAGGCUGGGAUCUGGGAAGUGGGAAAGUGGGGGAGUGCCUACAGGUUCUUCUCCAACAACGAUACGACCCCACGUCUGACUCUGAGCAAGGASCCCAAGAGGGUCCGAGUAAGUGUGAACUACGAAGGGGGUCGAGUGGCCUUUUACGAUGCAGACUCWGCAGCCCCGAUCUUUGAAUACCUGCCAGCCUCUUUCUCAGGAGAGACCAUCCUCCCCUUGUUUUUUGUGGCCAAAAAUGCCCAACUGAAGCUCUCUCCCUAAGGAUGGAGAGCAACAUCCAAAGACUUGCACCAUCUCAGACACAAGAGGAACUUCAUCUCCAGAGAGCUAGGAUUGUUGCUUCUUUUUGUGGGACCUCUCUGCUCUCUCUCUAUAUAUAUUUAACUAAGCCACUUCCCUAGUCUCUCUAGGAAAAUUUAGGUCCUUCAGUGUGGCUCUAUGGCUAGAUUCAUGUCAGAGAUGACUAUAGAGAUUCCUAGACAGAACACUUCUCAAGGCAUUUAUAAGGCCUCUAGAAUUUAUCUGUUGGAAGUUGACCAUCUUCCCUUUUUGGCUUUUUCAAUUUUAUGAAUAUUUACCACUUCUGCUGUACUUGUAUUUAGUACUUUUCUUGUACUCUGUUUAAAAAG